Messenger RNA from Dendronephthya gigantea, 2389 nucleotides. RefSeq lists its product as uncharacterized. The record is from RefSeq and is a predicted model, not a curated record. The coding region runs from base 48 to 2111 and encodes 687 amino acids. Lineage: Eukaryota; Metazoa; Cnidaria; Anthozoa; Malacalcyonacea; Nephtheidae. The transcript is spliced from 14 exons. Gene Ontology annotation, molecular function: oligosaccharide binding.
GCAAGAGUGAAGACUAACUUUUUUCAAUUAAAGAAGUUGAAAUAAAAAUGAGAUUGCUGUCAGCUGUGCUUGCCACAACUUUUGUGACAAGCCUUUGUGCUGUCAACCCAUACGAUCCUGGCAUUUGCACCGAAGAAAAACGAGGAAAGUUUGUGGUUGUGAAAGAUUACAAUGAUGAUGAUAAAAUCCUGGGUUGUGUUCAACACGAUGGAAAAUAUCAAUGGGAAAUGAUCAAUGGUCACUCGUAUGGAAACUAUUUUGAUCCGGCAAAAGAUUGUUCUGGUGUUGUUGACAAUGUUCCAAAAGCGAAAAGUGGAGUUUACUGGAUCCAGACACGAAAUGGUCCGCAAAAGUCAUGGUGCGAUGUUGAAACAGACGGUGGAGGAUUCUUGUUGAUUGGCGUCAAAGACACACCAGAAACCUGGGCUAUUCCUUCCAACGCUUCUUUCAUCCACCCCCACGGUAAGCCAAGGUGGUCAAGUGCAUUUGGUGAGCAAGAAAUCUUGGAUUUCCGAGUUCAAAUUUCCAUGUCAGAAGAUUUUCGCGAUACACGAGCACACUGGUAUUAUCGUUUCAAAUCCCCUCGCAAGCUCUCGAAAUUGCUAAUGUCCAACAAAGGAGGAUGCAGUCAUCGAUACCCAGGAAUUGGUAAAGUUGCCUUCGUUAAAGACCUCGUGACUGGAAAGAUACAAACCAAAAACUUCAAAUGUUCGCGAUUUGGAGCUUCAAUUGCGCCUGGACUAGGAUGGAAUAAGAUGAACCGAUGUUUUAAGCAACCUUGUCAAAAGGGUUUUGCCUAUAUUUCUAAUUAUCAUGUCGAUACAUCAGGCUCGUACAGCUACAGUGUUGUGUCUGAACGUUCCGGAAUUCGGGACAAUCAAACAUCAUUCAUUGGCUGCGAUCACGGAGAGUGUUGUGCUUGUUUUGGUCCUGACAGUAAGAAGGAUUACUGCGCUCCAAGAUGUCAAGCAAUCAAUGGCGGGACGGUUUUGAAGAAAGAGGACAAUAUCACAGUUUGGUUUUGGAUUCGUUCCUCUUUACCAAAACGUGUUUGGAAAAAAUGCAUGGAGUUUAAAGAAAGAAACAAUGCAGGGAAAUUGGAAACAUGGCGUGUGGAAGACGGAGUAAAGAGAGAGGGCCCGUGUUCGCAUGACGAUGAUGUCACAAUCAACGAUGGGGUUGCUGUGGUUCCUGAUGAUCGAGCAAUGAAAGAACUUCCAAAGAUAGAAGGUCUUCUCUCCUAUAGCUCUGAUGACCAAAAGAUUUACCUCAAAGAAAGAUCUCGGUGGAAAGCUUUGGCAACUCAGCAAAAGAUCCUAGAUGUUGCUGGUAGACUUACAAAUUUCAAGCAAGAGUUCAAAAACGAAUUAACAAACGUGAAAAAAGAUGUGAAGGUGCUGACUCAUGGAUCGUGCAAAAAAAUAUUGAUGGGACAAGGGAACCCUAGUAAUGGUGUUUACCAAAUCAGCGUUGGACGAAAUCAAGUGAUGAACGUCUAUUGUCAGAUGUCGUCAGUCUCAGGUUGCUCUGGUGGAGGAUGGACGAUGGUUAUGAAAAUCGAUGGGAGCAAGAGUACUUUCGGAUACAGUUCCAGUUAUUGGUCGAACAAGAACACUUACAAUGACAAUUACAAUGGAAGAAACGGAGGUUUUGACGGCCGAGAGUAUAAAGGAUCAACAUAUUGGAAAACUUCAUUCAAAGAAAUUUGUGUCGCGAUGAAAUAUGGUGGUCAACUCAGAGCCCUCUCUUUCUCGUAUCCAGCAUCGUCCUUGUAUGAUCUGUUCGCUGACGGUAAUUAUCGACAUAUUCACAUCGGUCGCUCUCAAUGGAAACAGCUCAUCCAUGGAUCAUCUUUACAGCGUAAUUGCAAUAAAGAAGGAUUCAACGUGAUACAUGGCAACUAUGGUGUAAAGAUUCGGUUAGGAAUCAUUGCGAACCAGGAAAAUGACUGCGACACCCCUGACUCUUUCCUAGGCCUGGGUGCCAAUGAACGGGUUAGGUUUUGUGGCUUCCGUGAACCUUUUCGUAACGCCGCUGGCAAUGUUGCUACGUGUUCAUCAGACAACGGAAACAAGAAUAUUAAAGGAAUGGGAUACAUACUGGUCCGUUAACUAAACAAACUUAAGCUCGGAUUUGAUUAAUAACUUUGGUCAAUGGCAAAUAUAACUGAUUUUUUAUCAUAACUAUAGUAUAGCAGUAAAAGCUUGUUAUUCUCGCACUGAAUUUAGCAUUUUGAUUCCUUUUUUUUUCUAAAUCUUUAGUUCAUAUAGCCUGGGACAUCGUUUUCACCUGCACGCAUAAUCUCAUCUUGUAACUUGAGGAUAAAACUGAAAUAUUAAUACCAUGUUUAUCUUGCCCCAAAAAUAUUGACUUGGAAAUAAACAACCUU